Messenger RNA from Octodon degus (degu), 2086 nucleotides. It is a transcript of the gene Wls, whose product is annotated as wntless Wnt ligand secretion mediator. Gene Ontology annotation, cellular component: organelle membrane; endomembrane system. NCBI's taxonomy places the organism in Eukaryota, Metazoa, Chordata, Mammalia, Rodentia, Octodontidae. The transcript is spliced from 12 exons. Gene Ontology annotation, molecular function: Wnt-protein binding. Gene Ontology annotation, biological process: Wnt protein secretion; Wnt signaling pathway; intracellular protein transport. The record is from RefSeq and is a predicted model, not a curated record. The coding region runs from base 281 to 1906 and encodes 541 amino acids.
UUUCCUGCUCCUUCCAGCGUCCACAGGCGGCGGAGCGGCCACAAUCACAGCUCCGGGCACUGGCGCGAUCGGAUCGAGCGGAGCGGCUGGCGCCCGCGUCCAGCCCCAUCCUCCCCGCGCUCGCGCACCGGGAAGUUUUGUGGCGGCGCCCGGCGAGGGGCGCGGAGGCGCGGAGCGGGGCGCGCGGGAGGAGCGGAAAGAACGCCCUGGAGCUUUGGCUGCAAGAAGAAAAGGGGGGAGGUUAAAAUAAAAUAAAAGGAGAGGGGGCCCGCGCGCAAAAAUGGCUGGGGCGAUCAUAGAAAACAUGAGCACCAAGAAGCUGUGCGUGGUCGGCGGGAUCCUGCUAGCGUUCCAGGUCGUCGCCUUCCUGGUGGGAGGCUUGAUCGCUCCAGGGCCCACGACGGCAGUGUCUUACAUGUCCGUGAAAUGUGUGGACGUCCGCAAGAACCACCAUAAGGCCAAGUGGCUGGUGCCAUGGGGACCCAACCACUGCGACAAGAUCCGGGACAUUGAGGAAGCCAUCCCGAGGGAAAUCGAAGCCAAUGACAUCGUGUUCUCCGUGCAUAUUCCCCUUCCCAACAUGGAGAUGAGCCCCUGGUUCCAGUUUAUGCUCUUCAUCCUGCAGCUGGACAUCGCCUUCAAGCUCAACAACCAGAUCCGAGAAAAUGCCGAAGUGUCCAUGGAUGUCUCCCUGGCGUACCGCGACGACACGAUGGCAGAAUGGACCGAAAUGGCCCACGAGAGAGUGCCGCGGAAGCUCAAGUGCACCUUCCCCUCCCCCAAGACGCCGGAGCACGAGGGCCGCUACUACGAAUGCGACGUCCUCCCCUUCAUGGAGAUCGGCUCCGUGGCCCACAAGUAUUACCUGCUAAACAUCCGGCUGCCGGUGAACGAGAAGAAGAAAAUGAACGUCGGGAUCGGAGAGAUCAAGGACAUCCGGCUGGUGGGCAUCCACCAAAACGGAGGCUUCACCAAGGUGUGGUUCGCCAUGAAGACCUUCCUGACGCCGAGCAUCCUCAUCACCAUGGUGUGGUACUGGCGCAGGAUCACCAUGAUGUCCCGACCCCCGGUACUUCUGGAAAAAGUCAUCUUCGCCCUCGGGAUUUCCAUGACCUUCAUCAACAUCCCUGUGGAGUGGUUCUCCAUCGGCUUCGACUGGACCUGGAUGCUGCUGUUCGGCGACAUCCGGCAGGGCGUCUUCUACGCCAUGCUGCUGUCCUUCUGGAUCAUCUUCUGUGGCGAGCACAUGAUGGAUCAACAUGAGCGGAACCACAUUGCAGGAUACUGGAAGCAAGUCGGCCCAAUUGCUGUUGGCUCUUUCUGCCUCUUCGUAUUUGACAUGUGUGAGAGAGGUGUGCAGCUGACCAACCCCUUCUACAGUAUCUGGACCACAGACGUGGGCACGGAGCUGGCUAUGGCCUUCAUCAUCGUGGCCGGGAUCUGCUUGUGCCUCUACUUUCUCUUCCUGUGCUUUAUGGUGUUCCAGGUGUUCCGGAACAUCAGCGGGAAGCAGUCCAGCCUGCCCGCCAUGAGCAAGGUGCGGCGGCUGCACUACGAGGGGCUGAUUUUCAGGUUCAAAUUCCUCAUGCUCAUCACCUUGGCCUGCGCCGCAAUGACAGUCAUCUUCUUCAUUGUCAGUCAGGUAACUGAAGGCCACUGGAAAUGGGGUGGCGUCACGGUCCAAGUGAACAGCGCCUUUUUCACCGGCAUCUACGGGAUGUGGAACCUGUAUGUGUUCACUCUGAUGUUCUUGUACGCGCCUUCCCACAAGAACUACGGGGAGGACCAGUCCAAUGGCGACCUGGGUGUCCACAGCGGGGAGGAGCUGCAGCUGACCACCACCAUCACCCACGUGGAUGGGCCCACGGAGAUCUACAAGCUGACCCGCAAGGAAGCCCAGGAGUAGGACAGCAUGAGGGACACUCUGCUCCUCCUCCUGCCUCCAGGGGGGCUUCUUGGACGUGCAUCGUGGACCUUGGUCAGAUUGCCGCCUGAGGAACUUCCGGAGGCUUCCGGCGGCCACUAACUAGUGCACUGUGUAGAUAACAAAACCGACAUGACACAUGUCCAGUGGGCACUGUUGACU